AUGGAUGGAAAGGAGGCUACUACAGCCGCCACGGCGCCGAAGCCAGAACUACGCUUUGUCGAGUUCGAGGGUCCAGAUGAUCCCUUGCACCCCUGGAACUGGCCCAUAGGCAACCGACGCCUGGUAUCGGUCAUCGUGGCUCUCUCAACCAUGACUGUUGCCAUGGCAAGCAGCAUAUUCACGUCAGCCAUCCCCUCGAUCAUGGAAAUGCACGGAAUAAGUCGCGAAGUAGGCACUCUCGGCGUGUCCCUGUACGUGCUCGGAUUUGCAACGGGCCCCAUCGUCUGGGCCUCAUUCAGUGAAAUCAAAGGACGCUAUCUACCAUUCACCACCUCACUCUUUGGCUUUUCGGUCUUUUGCUUUGCAACCGCUCGCUCUGGUCCUGACCUUGCAUCCAUCUUUAUAUGUCGGUAUUUCGGUGGUGUUUUUGGCGCCGGCCCUUUGACUCUCGCCGGUGCCAUUUUCUCGGAUAUGUACACGCCUAGAGAACGCACGGGCAUGAUGACCUUGUUCUCAUUGACCGUCUUUCUGGGCCCAUUACUCUCCCAGCCUAUUGGCGGAUUUAUCGUGAAGAAUAAGUCCCUAGGCUGGGAAUGGACCGAAUACCUGCCGGGCAUCCUCGGCAGCGCCCAGUUCGCAUUGCUGGUCUUCCUGCAGAAAGAAUCCUACCCGCCCGUCAUCCUGGCUCGCAAGGCAGAUAAACUACGUCGUGAAACCGGGGACUGGUCGAUUAUCGCAAAGCAAGACACCAUCGCCCUCGACCCGCGUGCGAUCAUCCAAAACUACAUCCUGCAACCCAUGCGAAUGCUUGUCCUGGACCCCAUCAUUCUGUGCAUGAGCACAUUCGGCGCCUUCGUCUAUGGCUUGCUCUAUCUGUUUCUCACUGCCUAUCCGGAUGUUUUCCAGGUAGUGCACCAUAUGAGCCUCGGUGUUUCGGGGCUGCCUUACUUGGGCCUUGUCGUUGGACAGCUGUUGAAUGCUGUCGUCUCGAUGCUCAUUCAAAAGUACUGGCUGGUUCCGCGCAUGAUAAAGAACCGCGGCAUUCUUGAGCCUGAAUGGGUACUCCCCAUCGCUGUUCCGGGCUCUGCCGCUUUCUCUGGCGGUCUGUUCUGGUUUGGAUGGUCUGGUUACAAGGCCAGCAUCCAUUGGAUGGUGCCAACGGCCUCUGGCAUAUUAUCUGGUUUCGGCUUGUUGGCUAUGUUUCUGCCGUCGAUUUCUUAUAUUGUCCUAGCACGACCGGAGAGAGCCGCCUCCGGUGUUGCAGCGCAUACAUUCCUCCGUUCUCUCUUUGGUGCCGGUUUCCCCCUUUUCGCUACUUACAUGUAUGAAAACCUAGGCAUCCAAUGGGCAAGCACUCUGCUCGGCUGCUUAGCCGCUGCGAUGCUCCCCAUACCCCUGCUGCUGUACAUCUACGGCGCAAAGAUUCGACAGAAAGUGCAGAUUGAGUAUUGA
Molecule: messenger RNA, 1452 nt
Organism: Talaromyces atroroseus
Lineage: Eukaryota; Fungi; Ascomycota; Eurotiomycetes; Eurotiales; Trichocomaceae
Exons: 4
Coding region: 1-1452 (483 amino acids)
Biological process (GO): transmembrane transport
Molecular function (GO): transmembrane transporter activity
Source: RefSeq, a predicted model, not a curated record